Molecule: messenger RNA, 2903 nt
Organism: Cylas formicarius (sweet potato weevil)
Lineage: Eukaryota; Metazoa; Arthropoda; Insecta; Coleoptera; Brentidae
Gene: Syt1
Product: synaptotagmin 1
Exons: 11
Coding region: 179-1588 (469 amino acids)
Biological process (GO): synaptic vesicle endocytosis; regulation of dopamine secretion; regulation of calcium ion-dependent exocytosis
Cellular component (GO): axon; synaptic vesicle membrane; dense core granule
Molecular function (GO): phosphatidylserine binding; clathrin binding; calcium ion binding
Source: RefSeq, a predicted model, not a curated record
UAUCGAUUUCCCGAAACCUAGAAGGGUGCUCUAGGCAGCCAUAUUGCCAAGAAUUUUCACGUUUCCUCGAGUCCGAUACGACUUUUCGUCCAAAUCUGACCGUUCGAGGCAGUUGAAAAGACAAUAAUGUACCGAAGGUGGUAAAGAUCGCCCAGAGAUCCGGGAAAAAAGAGACAAAAUGGCGCCAAAUCCGAGCCGUCUCUUCAAAAGAGACGCUCCCCCUCAACAGGGGUCCACUGUAGCCAGUGUCGUAAGCACGGUAUCGCCGAAACCCGAAGAAAAACUUACCGAAAGCCGGUCUUCUACGUCAGCGACUGUUGGAGCUUCGUCCGGUCCAGGUUAUAAUGAACCCCACCCCCACAUAUUCAAUAACAAAUCAUUUCAUUCUUCUUUUCGCCGUACGACACCAUCAUAUCAAAGUGAACCAGAAAUUAAGCCCACGAAUGCGACUGCUACUAAUCCGUUUAAGGAGAUAUCGGAAUAUGCGGAAGACAAGUACGGCAUCCAUCCAUGGGUCUUGGUCACGAUUUCAAUAGCCGUAUGUGCAGUCGUUUUGGGCAUCUGCUUUUGCUGUAUAAGAAGAUGUUUCCGGAAGCGAAGGUCAAAAGACAAAAAGGGCAUGAAGGGAGCGGAUUUGAAAUCGAUUAAUCUACUAGGAUCUUCCUACAAGGAACAGGUGCAACCGGACAUGGACGAACUAACGGCUAACGUUGAAGAGCCCGACGAAGGUGAAAAGCCGGAAGUUCAGAAACUCGGAAAAUUGCAAUUUAAGCUGGAAUACGACUUUAACCAAAACAGCCUCUCCGUAACGGUCAUUCAAGCCGAAGAUCUUCCCGCACUGGAUAUGGGUGGAACGUCAGAUCCGUACGUAAAAGUUUACCUUCUGCCGGACAAAAAGAAAAAGUUCGAAACCAAGGUCCACAGAAAGACACUUAACCCCGUUUUCAACGAAACGUUCGUUUUCAAGGGUAUCCCAUACGCAGAUGCGAUGAACAAGACGCUCGUGUUCGCCAUUUUCGACUUCGAUCGUUUCUCCAAACACGACCAAAUAGGCGAGGUGAAAGUGCCACUGUGCCAAAUAGACUUGGCCCAAACAAUCGAAGAGUGGAGGGAGCUGCAAAGCGUGGAAGGCGAAGGUGGUCAGGACAACAAGUUGGGAGAUAUAUGCUUUUCUUUACGGUAUGUACCGACCGCUGGAAAAUUGACCGUUGUCAUACUGGAAGCUAAAAAUCUGAAGAAGAUGGACGUCGGAGGACUAUCUGAUCCCUACGUGAAAAUUGCCCUAAUGCAAAACGGAAAACGACUGAAGAAGAAGAAGACCAGUAUCAAAAAAUGCACUUUAAAUCCGUACUAUAAUGAAUCGUUCACUUUUGAGGUACCGUUCGAACAAAUACAGAAAGUAAACCUGGUCGUGACCGUGGUCGACUAUGAUAGGAUUGGCACGUCGGAACCUAUUGGAAAGGUGGUGCUUGGAUAUAAUGCAACAGGAACCGAACUGCGCCAUUGGUCGGAUAUGUUGGCCUCGCCGCGCAGACCUAUUGCCCAGUGGCACACGCUGAAAGAUCCCGAAGAUGAAAAGAAAGAUUAGAAAGUGAACCAUUGCCUACAACGCUACUUAAAUAUGUGGUUGUUUUUUAAGAUUUAUUGUUGAUGUUUACCCAAGCAUAAAGUGAAACCCGUACAUGUAUGUUUCUCGUGACAAAAAUAUACCAGACCUUACGAAGUCUACAUUCCUUCUCUCUAAAGCUAUAACAUAAUUUCUAGUAGUCGCUAUAAUGCUUUGGUUAUCCCGAAAAUAAUAUUUUCUUGUUCAGUUCUGAAAUGGAAUAAUGGUAGAAGAAUAUCGUUUCACAAUGUCGCUUGCAAAACAAGAUAUUUGGUAAAAUGGUUUUGUCGAUCCAUCAUAUUUCUCUCAGUGUACCCUGGAGUGUCAUAUCUUAUAGACGGCAACUAGUAGAAAUCUAGGGAGUUUGCCAAGACAAUAGAGACUUAUAGUAGUAUAGCACCUAGAGCUGUUGCAUACUAUGUACAAAAUUAUGCAAGAAUCGUUUGAAGUUCGGAGUUAUCUACAAGAAGCACAAUUAUGUUAAGUAGAAAUUUAAAAGCAACAUUCUUUAUUGUACAGAAAAAUUAGGAUGACAAACAUUGCAAGCUUCUCCUUACGCCCCCUGACAUUGAAUACACUGGCGAUUUUAAAUACCAUCGUCCAAACCAAUGAAAAUACUCGAUAUUUAGUUAUAUAGACGGAUGCUUUAGUAAAUGUGUUAAAGUAUGUAAAUAUUUGUAUUUUAUUAGAUUACUUUACGUGAGUUUUAUUCUUAGUCUGAUAGUGAGUUUUAUUCUUAGUCUGAUAUUAUCUUCCCCUUUGUUGUGUAUAUACGAAGUAAAUUUAUCUCUCCAAAUUAAAACCCUUACCUAAUAUAUGUGGAACACAGUGGUGCAAUGUUGUAUGUUAGGUAGGUACCCUUUAAGGUCCUCUGAUUUCCAAACCGUUUCAUACAAAAUAAUUUGUUUGCAAUUAAAACUGGUGAAUUUUUUGAAUUUUUAUUUAAAGACUGCCUAUAAUUUUGUCUGUUAUGUAAAUAUUUCCGCAAAUUGUAAUUUAAAUGACACACACUGGAUACCUCCAGUUUUACACAGGUAAUAUUUGGCACCAAUACCAACUAGACCAUAUUUUUACAACAUAAAUUUUUUGCAUUAUCACAUUAAAAAUAUGAGCUUAAUUUAUUUAGAAUAUCAAAUGGUUAGGAAACUGAAUCGAUUGAAAUUAGGGAAUGCACGAUGAUAGCUUUAUAAGGAUGGGCAAUAGUAGAUUACAAAUGUAUUAUAAAUCUUAGUGUCACAUAAUAAUAAAGAUUUGCCUCAAGGGCCUUGAACUGAUACAGGAACAAGUCUUAUAGAUC